Messenger RNA from Morchella importuna, 1251 nucleotides. RefSeq lists its product as uncharacterized. Bases 1 to 1251 code for a protein of 416 amino acids. The record is from RefSeq and is a predicted model, not a curated record. Gene Ontology annotation, molecular function: protein binding. NCBI's taxonomy places the organism in Eukaryota, Fungi, Ascomycota, Pezizomycetes, Pezizales, Morchellaceae. The transcript is spliced from 2 exons.
AUGACUACCGCAGAUGAUAUGUCGUCCACAAUGGGAUCCUCCAUGGUCCAAGCUGCACGCUCUGCGAGAAACCUCUUUUAUACUGUGCCGGUUGAGAUCAUCAGGUUGAUCGCAGCCUCUGCUGAUGAGCCAGAAGAAAAUGCCGCCCUUUCUCUUUGCAAUAAAGACCUGGAGAUAAUCCUCUCCGCCGGCUUUACAUCCCCUGAGGUCACCGCCUACGUGGCAGUGUGCAGCCUUGAAAGAACCCUUAUUCUAAGGACAAUCCGCAUCCAUGGAGGGAACUCAAUGGUUAAUGGACUCACCCGCAACGUCACCAAUGACCGCAGCAACCCAAGAUAUCUCUACGCUCCAGACGACCUAUGCGCUCUCGAUAUCCUUGCGGACAGUAACCGCACGGACCUCUUCAUGGUAUUGCAGCCUUUCCUUACACCUGGCGACUCCAGCAUUUUGGCGGCCUUCAAAGGGGCGGUUGCGUACAAGAAUCAGCAGCUGAUCAACAUACUUCUACCGCUUCUGCACGACAUGGCGGAGGAGGCUUUCGCUCAUACCUGCUUAUUCUCCACUGGGACAAUCUCUGCCGCUGUCCUUGCGCAGAUCCCGGUCGACCGCCGCGCGGAUGCUUGCUCCGCCGCCUUCGAGUUGGCCAUCACUUCAGGCAAUGUCGCCAUCGUAGAGAUGUUGACAGCCGGGGGCGCCGAUAUUAACAUGGUAUUUACCAAUGAGGAGGACGAGAUGGACGAACGUACGGCGCUCCAUUGGCUUGGAACUUAUGGUCUCUGGCAAAAUGAGCAUAGGGGUUCUAUCCUACCAAUGGUCCGAAUGCUUAUCACCGCCGGCGCAGACGUCAACCGAGUCGACUAUCAAGGACGCACCAUUUUGCAUGAGCUUGCAAUGAACGGUUCCAGAGCAGUCACUCCACGUCUCGAAUUCGAGGAUGAUAUUACUGAUCAACGCCCGGAUUCGGUUUAUCGCCGCGUUUUAACCAUGCUGCUCAUCGGGAAUGCAGACAUCGACGCCCAAGACGACACCGGAGCAACCCCUUUGCACCUUGCUGUCUCCAGAGGGGAGACAGUGAUGAUUCAGAUGCUCCUUCAAAACAGGGUCAACGCGGUCAUUACCAACGACGACGGAUUGAGGGCGAGUAACAUGAAUGGUGACAGGACGGCUCCUGCCACCAUCGACCUCGAUGUGUAUAAAUACGAGGUGGAACAGGUGGAACGGUUUGGUCCGAAAUGGGUCGAGGUGCUUUGA